GACCUCUUCUCAGCCCUGAUCAAGGGCCCCACUCGCACCCCCUACGAGGACGGCCUCUACUUGUUUGACAUCCAGCUCCCCAACAUCUACCCAGCCGUGCCCCCCCACUUCUGCUACCUCUCCCAGUGCAGUGGCCGCCUGAACCCCAACCUGUAUGACAACGGGAAGGUGUGCGUCAGCCUCCUGGGCACCUGGAUCGGAAAGGGCACAGAGAGGUGGACGAGCAAAUCCAGCCUCCUCCAGGUGCUCAUCUCCAUCCAAGGUCUAAUCCUGGUGAAUGAACCGUACUACAACGAGGCGGGCUUCGACAGCGACCGGGGCCUGCAGGAGGGGUAUGAGAACAGUCGCUGCUACAACGAGAUGGCGCUCAUCCGAGUGGUGCAGUCCAUGACCCAGUUGGUGCGGCGGCCGCCCGAGGUCUUCGAGCAGGAGAUCCGGCAACACUUCAGCACCGGUGGCUGGCGGCUGGUGAACCGCAUCGAGUCCUGGCUGGAAACCCGCGCCCUGCCGGAGAGGGCCCAGGCGCUGCCCAACGGGAUCCCCAAGGACGGCGGCUCCCCGGAGCCACCCGCCGUGGCCGAGCUCUCGGACCACGGCCGAGAGGAAGCUGAGGACGGAGGGCUGUUCCCCGGAGAGGCCUCCCAGGGCUCAGACUCGGAGGGCGGCGCCCAGGGCCCGGCCUCGGCCAGCAGGGACCGCACAGACCAGACUGCGGAGGCAGCGCCCGACGCCCCGGUGCCCCCCAGUGUCAGACCAAAGAAGCGGAGGAAGAGCUACCGGAGCUUCUUGCCCGAGAAGAGCGGCUACCCUGACAUCGGCUUCCCUCUCUUCCCACUCUCUAAGGGUUUCAUCAAGAGCAUCCGGGGCGUCCUGACGCAGUUCCGGGCCGCUCUGCUAGAGGCGGGCAUGCCUGAGAGCGCGGGGGACCAGUAGCCGCCGGCCCUCGAGGAAGAAGCGUCGCGUGGGGAGAGGCCAGCCGCUGCCCGCUCGCUCCCUCCCCCGGAACCUUCCAUCUUCCCGUUUUCUCCUCUGUCCCCAACGCGAAAGCCCCUCGCUGCCCUCUCCCCGAGGUGAGUUUGAUGCUGAAGUGCAAGAAGUUUCACGAGAUGCUGCCGUUUCUUUUCCGAAGCAAUCUUCCAACAGGCCGGUGCCCUGUGGCAAAGAGAAUCUGAAACCUGUUGCUGAUUUUCCACUUGUCACCCAGGCAGGGCGUCCCGGCACUUGCUCCCUCGCCGUCCCCGUCUCAAGGCGGAGGUGGGGUCUUCCUAGGGCCUGGCUCGGGGGCUCGCUCUGCCCCACGAGCCGUGCAGCUCAGCCGCAGGACGAGUGGGUGUGCCUUGCAUGAAGUGUGGGUUGCUCCAGCGUUUCCCCCCUCGUCCCUUUCAACCUCUUCGGUGCCCCACAGCGUCCCCGUUCCUGGGUCCUCCCGCUGCCACCGCCACCGGAUCCUCCCUUGUCUCCCCGCCCCCCCCCACCCCCCUCCACCCCCAGCUGGGGAGUUGUGGCUGCCGUCGCCGACUCCUGGCUCUGCUCUGGACCUUUCACAGGAUAACCCUCAGGCUGUUGAACUUGCUCUCUCAGAGAGGUUGGGACCAGGCCGGGUUCAGGGUGACACCCGGGAGAGGUGGUGGUGGCCCUUGCGCAUAACAUGGAAUGAGGACCAGGUUGCUGCUGGAAAAGAAGACAGCUGUAGGUGCCUUGCUCUUGCGUCCCAGGUGGCUGGGGGCUCCGCAGUGCUGGCAUGCCGGCCUCAGCGCUUGGGCCGAAGCCGGUCUGCUCCCUGCCCCGUCCCGCCCCGGGGGCCCUAGGAGGCAGGGCAGCGGCACAGACCAGGCCGGGGCAGGUGCCGGGGCCCCUCCCGCAGACUCUGCCCCUCCCACCAUCACAUGCUAACCCUGGGAGGUGACAUAGAAGGAACCGGCUCUUUCUCUCUCUCUCUCUCUCUCUCUCUCUCUCUCUCUUUCUCGGUUGAGGAUGAGGCCUCCUGUUGCUUACAAACUCUGCAGGCUCAAUCUGGGGAGAGAGAGGUGGCCGACAGGGGUUCUCCUCCCUCGCAGAGACAGGCCCAGAGGUUUACAAGUUUUCUAAGCUUUUGAUAAUGUGAAGCUCCAGGUUAAGAGGAUGCUGUUGAGCACAUUGCAGCUAUGUAAUUUUUGGUGUAUGUAUGUAAUAUUUAAGGUUGAAAGAAAAUAAAUCUCAAAAGCAAAGAUACUAACUCUUAUUAGAAAAAAAAAAGACAAAAAAAAAAAAAAGAAGCCAAAGCAUAAUGCGUCUUGUCCGCCUUCCGCUGGCUCCACACCUGUGCUGUGCCGUAACCACCCGGCGGGCAGCGGCCGCAGGGAAGGACGGAGCCGGGCCGCGGCAUUUGGAGCCCUGAGUCGGUAUCUUGUUCGAGAGACAUCUAGAGUGGCGGGGCUGUGCUUCCCGGUGCGUUGUUCAUGUGGGGAUGUGAAUGCCUACUGCUUACGAUACCUGUAUAAAGUGCUGUGUGAUUAAACUUUUUUUUUACUUGCAUUUUUUUCGUUUGGCUCAUUACAAUGUACAAAAAAGACAAGGUGGCACCAUUAAACCUGCCUCUGCCAUUCA
Messenger RNA from Panthera uncia (snow leopard), 2586 nucleotides. RefSeq names its product (E3-independent) E2 ubiquitin-conjugating enzyme-like. NCBI's taxonomy places the organism in Eukaryota, Metazoa, Chordata, Mammalia, Carnivora, Felidae. The annotation marks the transcript as partial. The record is from RefSeq and is a predicted model, not a curated record. The transcript is spliced from 3 exons.